AUGGGCGAGCAGGAAGACAUAUCGUUGCCCAAGGCAACCGUGCAAAAGAUAAUAUCAGAAGCAUUGGAAAGUGACCUUACGUUUAGUAAAGAGGCCAGAGAAAUAAUCAUCGAGUCCGGAAUCGAGUUCAUCAUGAUCCUGUCAUCGAUGGCUUCCGAGAUGGCCGAUAAAGAAGCUAAAAAGACAAUUGCACCAGACCACGUGAUCAAGGCCCUAGAAGAGCUGGAGUACCAUGAAUUCAUACCAUAUCUAGAGCAGAUAUUGGUGGAGCACCGAGAAACACAACGCAUCAAAGAACGUAGGGAUGCCAAGUUCAAAAAAUCAGGUCUCUCCGAAGAGGAGCUACUUCGACAACAAGAAGAGCUUUUCCGGCAAUCUCGCACACGUUUCCAGCAAACUUCUACCACAGGCGGGCCGGACGGGGAACUGGAGCCAGAAAACGAAUUGGGCGAAGACGCAGCAAGUGAGGUGUCUCCUCCAGGGUCUGUAAAGGCCGAAGAAUAG
Messenger RNA from Lachancea lanzarotensis, 504 nucleotides. It is a transcript of the gene NCB2, whose product is annotated as LALA0S06e06260g1_1. The record is from RefSeq and is a predicted model, not a curated record. NCBI's taxonomy places the organism in Eukaryota, Fungi, Ascomycota, Saccharomycetes, Saccharomycetales, Saccharomycetaceae. The transcript has a single exon. Gene Ontology annotation, cellular component: negative cofactor 2 complex. Bases 1 to 504 code for a protein of 167 amino acids. Gene Ontology annotation, biological process: chromatin remodeling; positive regulation of transcription by RNA polymerase II; RNA polymerase II preinitiation complex assembly. Gene Ontology annotation, molecular function: TBP-class protein binding; general transcription initiation factor activity; protein heterodimerization activity.